AUGACUUGCCCUUCGACUUGGAUAUUUAUUCGUCACAGCAAAUCUCCCAGGCCCGCAGAUCCCAGUCCCGAAGCCGACCAGAAGCGGGUGCUCGGCGAAGAAGGCCGGUUGCUUGCCACUAAGGCUCGUUCUAAUUACUUCGUAGAGUUUAUGGAUGAUGCACCAAAGCCUGUCGCUUUCGUAUCGUCUCCUGCGGCCCGUUGCUUACAAACAGCCGAUGCUAUGCUCGGUGGGAAAGGCGAGUUCGAAGGGGAUAAAAAGGACAACAGAGCCACUAUCGAGGAUACUGAAUUCAUACUCUGCCCUUACAUUUGGGAGGGUGUUGUUCAAGCUGAGGACUUCGAUGGUCUUUUCAAAAAAAUCGGCUACGCUCCGCUCAAGGAGUACCGCAAAACACCUGAGUCUAAGGCGAUUGUAGACAACUACGGUGAGGUUGCUGUUGGAAAGAUCUGCGAGAUUCUCCCAGAGGAAACAGAAACUGUUGUUGUCUUUGGCCACGCGAUGGGACUAGCAGCGAUGGCUCUUCAGCUCGUUGGUGGAUCUUGCCAAGAACUCGAGGACCUUGUCCAGGGGGAGGCCUGUGGGCUCACUGUCCGCAACGGCAAGUUUGCUGGUCAGCUUCUUGCCGACCCGUCACAGUAG
Messenger RNA from Perkinsus marinus ATCC 50983, 642 nucleotides. RefSeq lists its product as hypothetical. Lineage: Eukaryota; Perkinsozoa; Perkinsida; Perkinsidae. The record is from RefSeq and is a predicted model, not a curated record. The coding region runs from base 1 to 642 and encodes 213 amino acids. The transcript has 6 exons.